Plectropomus leopardus (leopard coralgrouper) is the source of this 2457-nucleotide messenger RNA. Lineage: Eukaryota; Metazoa; Chordata; Actinopteri; Perciformes; Serranidae. The record is from RefSeq and is a predicted model, not a curated record.
AUGUUGUACUUAAUAUUUCCAGUUUUACUGAACUUUAAUCUAGCCUUUGAGGACAUCUACAUCGAGCAGAGGAGGGUGGUGAAGGUGAUUCUGGAGUACGCAGAUAAAAUCUUCACCUACAUCUUCAUCCUGGAGAUGCUGCUCAAGUGGCUCGCUUACGGCUUCAAGAAGUACUUCACCAACUACUGGUGCUGGCUCGACUUCCUCAUCGUCGACGUCUCACUGGUCAGUCUGGUGGCCAACACGUUGGGUUAUUCAGACUUUGCAGCCAUCAAAUCCCUGCGGACGCUGCGGGCCCUGCGGCCCCUCAGGGCCCUCUCCAGAUUUGAAGGCAUGCGGGUGGUCGUGAACGCUCUGAUCGGGGCGAUUCCCUCCAUCAUGAACGUGCUGCUCGUCUGUCUCAUCUUCUGGCUCAUCUUCAGCAUCAUGGGCGUCAACCUGUUCGCCGGCAAGUUCGGCCGCUGCGUCAACCGCACGGGCCACAUCUACGAGUCGUCCUUCAUCAACAACAAGUCCGAGUGCGAGGCGCUCAACGACACCUCGCUCUUCUACUGGACCAAGGUCAAGGUCAACUUUGACAACGUGGGGGCCGGAUACCUCGCUCUGCUGCAAGUGGCGACCUUCAAAGGCUGGAUGGAGAUCAUGUACGCAGCGGUGGAUUCACGAGCUGUGGAGGAGCAGCCGAUCAAAGAGAUCAAUCUCUACAUGUAUCUGUACUUUGUCAUCUUCAUCAUCUUCGGCUCCUUCUUCACCCUCAACCUCUUCAUCGGCGUCAUCAUCGACAACUUCAACCAGCAGAAACGGAAGAUAAGAGGACAGGACAUCUUCAUGACGGAGGAGCAGAAGAAAUAUUACAACGCCAUGAAGAAACUCGGCUCCAAGAAACCCCAGAAGCCGAUUCCCCGACCGAUGAACUCUCUGCAGGGCUUCUUCUUCGACCUGGUGGGGAAGCAGGUGUUCGACAUCAUCAUCAUGGUGCUGAUCCUGUUCAACAUGAUCACCAUGAUGGUGGAGACGGACGAGCAGUCGCCUCAGAUGGAGUACAUCCUCAACAACAUCAACCUGGCCUUCAUCAUCGUCUUCACCAUCGAGUGCCUCAUCAAGAUCGUGGGGCUGCGCUGCUACUUCUUCACCGUCGGCUGGAACAUCUUCGACUUCGUGGUCGUCAUCCUCUCCAUCGUCGGUAUCGUGCUGGCUGACAUCAUCGAGAAGUACUUUGUAUCGCCGACGCUGUUCCGAGUGAUCCGAUUGGCCCGAAUCGGACGGAUCCUGCGUCUCAUCAGAGGCGCCAAGGGCAUCCGGACGUUACUGUUCGCCCUCAUGAUGUCCCUCCCCGCCCUCUUCAACAUCGGGCUGCUCCUCUUCCUCGUCAUGUUCAUCUAUGCCAUCUUCGGCAUGGCCAACUUCGCCUACGUGAAACGCCAGGCGGGCAUCGACGACAUGUUCAACUUCGAGACGUUCGGGAACAGCAUGAUCUGUUUGUUCCAGAUCACCACGUCGGCCGGCUGGGACAGCCUGCUGAGCCCCAUCCUCAACAACUCGCCCGAGGAGUGCAACCCCAACAUCCCGCACACCGGCACCACCGUGCGCGGGAACUGCGGAAACCCGUCGGUCGGCAUCACCUUCUUCGUCACCUACAUCAUCAUCUCCUUCCUCAUCGUGGUCAACAUGUACAUCGCCAUCAUCCUGGAGAACUUCAGCGUGGCCACGGAGGAGAGCACCGAGCCGCUGAGCGAGGACGACUUCGAGAUGUUCUACGAGGUUUGGGAGAAGUUCGAUCCAGAGGCCACGCAGUUCAUCGAGUACGCCAAGCUGUCCGACUUCGCCGACUCUUUAUCGGAGCCGCUGCGCAUCAGCAAGCCGAACAAGAUCAAACUGAUCUCCAUGGACCUGCCCAUGGUCAGCGGGGACAAGAUCCACUGCCUGGACAUCCUCUUUGCCUUCACGAAGCGCGUCCUGGGCGAGUCGGGCGAGAUGGACGCCCUCAAGCAGCAGAUGGAGGAGAAGUUCAUGAUGGCGAACCCGUCUAAGAUCUCCUACGAGCCGAUCACGACGACUCUGCGGCGAAAACAGGAAGAAGUCUCCGCAACGGUGAUCCAGAGGUGCUACCGGCGACACCUGGUGCGGCGGCAGAUGAAAGCCGCCUCCUACUUGUACCGUCAGAUCACCACGCCUCGGCACGCCGGGGACGAAGGCGAGGAGGGCGUGUUUGGGGAGGACGCGCCGGAGAAAGAAGGGCUCAUCGCCGCCAUGAUGAGAGAAAACUACGGCUCGAGUCUGUUAGGCAUGGAGCGCUCCGAGACUAUUUCCUCCACCUCGUCCCCGCCGUCUUACGACAGCGUGACGCGAGCCACGUCGGAGAUCUUUCACCCGCUCGCCGCCAAGACAGAAACAUUAGCUGUCGACACCGCGGGCAGCGAGCCGAGCGAACAAUCGGACAGACGGGAGGAGGCGUAG